AUGGCUCAAUUUUACGGAAUACUUUUGCUACUCUUUUGCUUCGCUGGCCCCAGUCAGAUGGCCAAGUUGCGUCUCCAACUGAUGUGGCGGAGCUUCAAGUGUGCGACCAAUCCGGAUUAUAUUUCCCAAUACAAGUGCCUCAUCCUGGAGGAGGACAGAUCUCUGCUCACCUCGGAAAUGAACUAUAUACAGGAUGUGACCCAGUAUAAUGCCACCUUCAAGCUGUUUAUGCCCCGAAAGCCCAACACAAGGUUCCAAAAGGUUUUAGACAUCAAUGUGGAUAUAUGUCAGUUUGCUAAGGGAGUUCAUGGUCAUAGAUUCAUGACCGUUGUCAUUAAGGCUUUCGGGAAGCAGGGUUCUCAGCUAAAGUGUCCACAUCCCAAGGGUCUUUAUGUUUAUCCCAACAUUAACAUAGCCGAGAAUUUGCCCGCUUUUUUGCCAGAGACUGAAUUCAGAAUUGAAAUGAAUUUCUUGACUACGGAAACGCAUUUGGUUAAUGUCAGUCUUGCUGGAUUUUUGUAUGAUCCUCAAAAGAAGAGGGGAAAGGUUGUUUAA
Drosophila serrata is the source of this 555-nucleotide messenger RNA. RefSeq lists its product as uncharacterized. Lineage: Eukaryota; Metazoa; Arthropoda; Insecta; Diptera; Drosophilidae. The record is from RefSeq and is a predicted model, not a curated record.